GAGGAGGAGGGCGGCGGCGGGCAGCGGCAGCUGCGGGCGCUGCUGGAGGCGGCCUGGGCUUUGGGCGGCGGGGAGCGGGUGUUGCUGGUGGGCGAGCUGUGGGAGCGGGAGCCCAGCCGGGAGCUGCUCCGGGCCUUCGGCCGGGCCCUGUUCCCGGAGGGCCUCCCGGGGGCGGAGGCGGGGGCGGAGGCGGAGGGGGCCCCGGGGAGCCGUGUCCUGCGCUGCGGGCUGCUGCUGCUGCUGGUGCGGGCCUGGCGGCUGCGGAGGGCCGGGGCCCGCAGGGCGCUGAGACACCUGCUGCGGGACCUCCGAGCCCGCAGGCAAGGCGGCCCGGCCCUGGUCGGCGUGGCCCUGCUCCGCCCGGAGGCCCGCCCGGACGAGGAGGACGAGCAGGUGCGGCGGCUGGAGGCCGGGCUGCGCUCCGUCUUCGGCCGGAUGACCGGAGGCCCCGUGCGGGUCGUCGCCUACUGCCCCGCCCGGCCCGCCUCCCUCCAGGACGUCCGUCGGGCCGCCUGCCUCGCCCUCACCUCCGCCCUGGGCCCCCGUCCGCCCGCAGAUGAGCGGAUGCGGGAGAGGCCGGGACUCUCCGACCUCUUUAGCUGCCUUCCUUGGGGCCCCCGGACCAGGAGGAAGGGCCGGGUCACGACCACCAGCAACCGGCAGACCGAAGACGGCCUUCCCGACCCCGAGGAGGAGCUGGCGCUGACCGCUGUGUCUCCCAACGGAGACUGCCAAGAUGGCAGCAGAGGGAGCAGAGCAUAGGAGCCGUACAGGGACGCGGCGGCCCAAACCCGGCCCGCCUUCCGACGGCUGGGGGCUCCGCGACGGGAGCGGGACAGCGGGCGUCGUCCGAGCCCGGCCCGGGCUCCCUGAUUGGCCAAACCUUUUCCCUUCGCCGUGCCUCGGUUUCCCCAUCUGUAAAACGGAGCCUCGCGGGGCUGUCGUGAGGAUGACCGCAACCUUGUUGGACAGGACAAACAGUUGGGUUGGGAAAUCGGGGUUCUCCUUCCAGCCCCGACUCGCUGUGGGAUCCUUGCUAGACGUUUUAACCCGCUGUGCCUCAGCUUUCCCAUUUGUAAAAUGGGGAGAAGAUUAACCUACCUCCCAAGGUCAUUAUCGUCAUUAUCAGUAAGAAUAAUAGGGUAGCUGACCUGAGGGGCUGUAGAGCUACCCAAUUACUAAUAAAGCCUAGGAGCUUAUUUAGGCACCUA
Molecule: messenger RNA, 1211 nt
Organism: Ornithorhynchus anatinus (platypus)
Lineage: Eukaryota; Metazoa; Chordata; Mammalia; Monotremata; Ornithorhynchidae
Gene: C1H2orf72
Product: chromosome 1 C2orf72 homolog
Exons: 3
Source: RefSeq, a predicted model, not a curated record